Hyaena hyaena (striped hyena) is the source of this 647-nucleotide messenger RNA. It is a transcript of the gene CCL27, whose product is annotated as C-C motif chemokine ligand 27. Gene Ontology annotation, biological process: positive regulation of T cell chemotaxis; immune response. The coding region runs from base 268 to 618 and encodes 116 amino acids. Gene Ontology annotation, molecular function: chemokine activity. The record is from RefSeq and is a predicted model, not a curated record. Gene Ontology annotation, cellular component: extracellular region. NCBI's taxonomy places the organism in Eukaryota, Metazoa, Chordata, Mammalia, Carnivora, Hyaenidae. The transcript has 4 exons.
GAGGGCUGGGUUGGGGCAAGGGUGGUAUUACAGGACCUUGCUGGGGAGCAGGGAGAGGCUGGAAUUUGAGUAGAACAAAAGAAGGCUCAUUGAGCUCUUGAGUCUGAUGUCUCCAUAAACCAGAGACUUGUUCUGGAAUCCCCAGGCACCCCUUCUGGCAAGAGGCUGGCAUUAAUGGGAUAGGACUAAGCAAAAACAGGAAGGUAAAAGGCACCCAGAUAAAAGGUAGGGGAGGAGGAGAAGAGAGAAGUAUCCAGGCUGAGCAGCAUGAAGGGGCCCUCACCCACAAGCAGCCUCCUUCUGCUACUGCUGCUGCUGUGCCAAGACCCUGGAGCAACACUGCUACUGUCACCCAGCAUUACCUGCUGUACUCAGCUCUACCGCCAGCCACUCUCGAACAAGCUACUGAGGAAGGUCAUCCGGGUGGAACUGCAGGAAGCUGAUGGAGACUGUCACCUCCAAGCCUUCGUGCUUCACUUGUCUCGACGCAGUGUCUGCAUCCAUCCUCAGAACCGCAGCCUGGCUCGGUGGUUUGAGCGCCAAGGGAGGAGGUUCCAGGGUACUCUGCCUAACCUAAAUUUGGAGCUGAUAGGGAAAAUGGACCAGGACCCCCAGUAGCCAAAAUAAUAAAGCAGCAUUGGACAAUA